Messenger RNA from Glossina fuscipes, 5212 nucleotides. It is a transcript of the gene Cftr, whose product is annotated as multidrug resistance-associated protein 4. The record is from RefSeq and is a predicted model, not a curated record. Gene Ontology annotation, cellular component: membrane. Gene Ontology annotation, biological process: transmembrane transport. NCBI's taxonomy places the organism in Eukaryota, Metazoa, Arthropoda, Insecta, Diptera, Glossinidae. The transcript is spliced from 13 exons. Bases 892 to 5019 code for a protein of 1375 amino acids. Gene Ontology annotation, molecular function: ATP hydrolysis activity; ATP binding; ABC-type transporter activity.
UAAUAGCUUCGAAUUAAGAAGUCGCGAAUUUUACUUUCUUAUUAUUAUAAUAAAACUUUAAUGAACCCUCCAUAAUAGAACACAUUAUACAACUGUUGUGUGCAUUUAUUAUAAGAGCAAGAGAAAAAAGGAAAGUGUACCUAUUUGUGAGCAAAUGAACAUGUGUUUGCAAUGUCUUAAAAAAGAAUGAAUAUAACCAGCGAUUUAUUCUCUUCAACUUGCGUGUAUUUUCUUUAACUUAAUAAACCAUAAAAGAGAGCCAAGAAGAAGAGUAAAAAAGCAUACCUUAUGUCUUUUAUUUAUUUUCUUGCUACUAGAUAAAUAAUCAUUCGCGUCUAUGUAUGUUGAAGUCAAUGCAAUUCAAAUGUUUACGAUAAACUAUUGCUUUUAUAAGAGUGUAAGCGAAAAGAAAUUAUUUAGUCGUAUGGACGGGUAGCAGCAAAGUCAAAAAUACAGAAAGAAGAGUAUUGGCUUAAUAAAAGUAUAAUUAAUUCAAAUGAACUGAAUAGGACAAUUGAAUUAAAAACAAAUUCUAAAAAAAAGCGUUAAAACAACUUCUUUUAUUAGUUGGUACAUGUUUUUACUUAAUUUUUUUGUUUUCUCACAAGUUAGAAUUCAAUAAUAACAAUGAAGGUUUGUGUUCAAGAAACUUUAAUGAAUUCAUUGUUUUUGACUUCUGUCACAAUUUAGGUUAAAAUACAAGGCCUAGAGCUCUUAUAAUUAAAAAAAAUCCAACACAUAUGAUAAGAAAUCUAAAUACUGCCGUCAUCCCUGCAUUUAAAUAUACAUAGCUUUGCAGCUGUUAUCACAUUUGCAAAACACCAUUCAGUGUAGAUCCAAUAAAUUGAAAUCUAGUUUUUGUUGAAGAAUCUUUAGCUAAUUUACAGUAUAAUGGAUAGCUCAGAGAAACCAAAAAAAGAGAAUCCACGUCAGUUUGCUCAUAUAUUGUCACAGCUUACGUUUGGUUGGUCUAUACCGUUAUUAUACCGGGGUUCACGUCAAGGCCUAACUGCAGAUGAUCUUACCAAAUGCCUGCCUGAAGAUCUAUCUCAAGACUUAGGUGAUAAAUUGGAAAGAAAUUGGUUUAAAGAAAUUGAAGUUUCGCGUUAUAACAACAGAGAGCCUCAUUUACGAAAUGCGAUUCUUCGAACAUUUUAUCGCUCCGCUAUUGUAGACGGCAUCAUCUGUCUUGUUUAUAUUGUACUUAAAUCAGUAAUACCCGCUGUUUUGGCUCAAUUGCUAUUGCAAUUCGAAAGACCCUCGGCUAUUAGCAAUAAUUCACUGCUUUCGAAUACCACUCAUCACCGUCAUAUACGUUCAAUAGUCUCGACCAGGGGUAACAAUGAAGAUAACGUCAUUUCACUUAACAAAAACGAAGCGACUGCACAAAAGUUGCCAUCAACGAAUUCAAAUAGUACUCAAAUAGAGGAAGAGAACUGGGAAUUUGUAGAAAAUUUUAAUGAAAUUCUUCACUUUAUCUGGAACGAUGUGCAUUGGUUAGGAGCUAUCCUAGUUUGUUCAACAUUGUUGGGAUGUUUUCUUAUACAUCAUGUGGAUUUACGUCAGAGAUUGUUAGGUGCACGCAUGCGUAUAGCUUGCUGUUCGUUGAUUUAUAGGAAAACAAUAGCGAUGUCUAUGAGGUCCGCUGGACAAACACCAGCCGGAUAUUUAAUAAAUCUUCUAUCAAACGAUGUUAAUCGCUUGGAUUACGGUUUUAUAUUUGUCCAUUGGAUUUGGAUCAUGCCAAUACAAGCCGUACUAAUAUGUUAUCUCAUCUCGACGCGAAUUGGGUUAGCUGCGGUAGUUGGUGUUGUAGGUUUGCUGUUGAAAACUAUACCCGUUCAAACGGGACUUAGUAAAUUGGCUUCGAAGUUACGUAUGAAAAUCGCUGAACGUACGGACGCUCGGGUUGGCAUUAUGAACGAAUUGGUCCAAGGCAUACAGGUAAUCAAAAUGUAUGCUUGGGAAAAGCCUUUUCAAACAGUAGUGAAAGAAGCCCGAAGACGUGAAAUAAAACAAAUACGUUAUGCUUCUUAUUUGCGAGGUUUCUACUUAAGCACAAUGGUUUUUACGGAACGUUCCACACUUUACAUAACAAUAGCGGCAGCGGUAUUCAUGGGCAAUACGAUUUCGGCAGAUAUUGUUUUUGCAAUGGCCGGCUACUAUAAUAUAUUGCAGUUAGUCGCUGCUAUUUGGUAUCCUUUGGCGGUAUCUUUUGGUGCUGAAGCUCUAGUCUCUUUAACACGUAUACAAGCAUUUUUACAACAAGACGACUGCGAGAACAGAACUCGCGGAAUUACCUAUAAGAUGGAUCGUAUGAGUAGUAGUGGUAAUGUUAAAGCUGUGGUUAUUCAAGAAGCUACUGCAAAAUGGGAUCCUAGCAAAGUAAAGCUUACUCUCGACAAGAUUGAACUUUCAAUACCUAAGGGAAAACUAUGCGCCAUUGUGGGCCCUGUAGGUGCUGGAAAGAGUUCUAUUAUGCAACUUAUACUGGGCGAAUUACCUUUAACAGAUGGUGGAGUUGUCAUUAAUGGAACCAUUUCAUAUGCUGCUCAAGAGCCUUGGCUGUUCUCGGGUACGGUGCGGAAUAAUAUCUUAUUUGGUGAAGAAUACACUAAAGCACGUUAUCGAGAGAUAACUAAAUGCUGUGCUUUAUCAGCGGAUUUCGAGCAAUUGCCGUACGGUGAUAAAACAAUUGUAGGUGAACGUGGUGCGUCUCUGUCGGGAGGACAAAGAGCUCGCAUUAGCUUGGCACGGGCCAUUUAUAAACCGGCCUCGAUUUACCUUUUAGAUGAUCCCCUUAGUGCAGUUGAUGCCCACGUAGGCCGCCACCUGUUCGAAGAGGUUAUUGGACCAAGAAGUUGCUUGGCUCAGCAGAAUGUUACUCGCAUUCUUAUUACACAUCAAGUGCACUUUCUCAAUGAAGCAGAUUGGAUAGUUAUUAUUGAAAACGGCCGCAUAUCCCGUCAGGGCACAUAUAAGGAACUGAUCAUAAGUGAAUUAGACUUCGCCAAGCUGCUAGAGCGUCCCCAAAGAGAAAACAGCAAAAGCGAAAGCACCACUUCCAACUCGGAAGAAUAUUCGAAUAAAGAAGAAGAAGACAUUCCCUAUAUAGAUGGAGUGCGUGAAAACGGCUACCAGCCAUUAAGAAGAGCAAGUUCAAAUGAAGGAUCUCAGUCAAGGAAUUCAGAAAAUGCAGACGCCGAAUUAACUGAUAAGAUAGCGGCAGAAGAGCAAGCUGGUGGCGGCGUUAGUUUACGUGUUUGGAAUGCAUACUUUCGAGCCGGUAGCACGUUGGUGGGCUUAUCUUUCAUGGUGUUCGUUAUGUUGCUAUCACAAAUUGUGUGUAGCGGCUCAGAUUAUUUUGUAAAUAUAUGGACGCAGCAGGAGUAUCUGCGUUCUAUCAAUGAAACAACUAUCUUAACAACCUACGAAUGCUUAUACAUUUAUGGCGCUUUAAUAGUCGGUGUAGUGAUUAUGACAAUCUUUCGGGGAUUUCUGUUCUUCAAAGUGUGCAUGCAUGCCUCUAAAAUAUUGCACGAUCGUAUGUUUUAUUCCAUUCUGCAUGCAGUCAUGAAAUUUUUUGAUUCCAAUCCUUCUGGACGCAUACUAAAUCGUUUCUCUAAAGACAUGGGUGCAAUUGACGAGUUUUUGCCCAAAGCUAUGAUGGACUUUAUACAAAUAGCUUUGGUCAUGAUUGGUAUACUUAUAGUGAUUUGCGUUGUUAAUCCCAUUCUAAUGGCUGCUAUAGCGAUAGUAACAGUCCUAGAUAUUUUAAUCUUGCGUCUAUAUUUGCGUCCAUCACAAGAUCUAAAGCGCUUGGAAGGAAUCUGCCGUAGUCCGGUGUUUUCCCAUUUAUCUUCCUCAUUGUCCGGUUUGGCUACAAUACGUUCACGCAAUUUACACAAGAUAGUAAUUCGUGAGUUCGACGAUUUGCAAAAUGUUCACAGUGCUGUCUGGCAAUUGACAAUGGCAGCCAACACUGCUUUGGGGCUUUGGUUAGAUUGCGUUAGUUGUUGCUUUCUAACUUCCGUAACAUUCAGUUUUAUUGUGUUAAGCCAACAAACAUAUAGCGGUAAUGUUGGCCUAGCAAUUUCCCAAGCAAUGAUUCUAACCGGUAUGGUGCAAUAUGGUGUCAGGCAAGUAGCCGAGUCUUUGCAACAAAUGACAAGCGUAGAACGUGUUCUGCAAUACACUGACAUAGAACAAGAGAGUGAUUCAAAUAAACCUCCCCCUAACGUAUGGCCAAGUCAUGGUCUAAUCGAGUUUCGAAAUGUUUACUGCCGUUAUGAUCCGAACAAAUCUCCCAUACUUAGGGAUUUAAAUAUAAUCAUUGAACCAGGCUGGAAAGUUGGCAUUGUCGGGCGUACCGGAGCGGGAAAAUCGUCUUUCAUUGGAGCUCUCUUUCGAUUGACCUAUAUUGAAGGAUCUAUAUUAAUUGAUGGCAUCGAUACUAACUCCAUAUCACUAGAAACGCUCCGAUCAAAAAUCUCUAUAAUUCCACAAGACCCGGUUCUAUUUUCAGCAACAAUACGCUACAACCUGGAUCCAUUUGAAAAAUAUUCAGAUUCCGAAUUAUGGCGAGCAUUGGAGGAUGUUGAAUUAAAAGGCGCUAUUCCUGGUUUAGAUUUUAUAGUAACUGAGCGUGGCAGUAAUUUCAGUGUAGGCCAGCGUCAACUGCUAUGCCUAGCCAGAGCGAUUUUGCGCAAUAACCGUAUUUUGGUGCUAGAUGAAGCCACGGCGAACGUUGAUCCGCAAACUGAUGCUCUUAUACAACGCACUAUACGUCUAAAGUUCAAGCACUGUACGGUGCUAACAGUGGCUCAUCGUUUACAGACGGUAAUGGAUUCAGAUCGAAUAUUAGUAAUGGACGCGGGCCUAGUGCGGGAGUUUGAUAAACCAUACAUUCUAAUGAAAAAUUCACAUGGCACGUUAAGGCAAAUGGUAGAAGCAACGGGUUCGGAAGCUGAAAUGCUUAAAUAUAUGGCCAGUCAAGCCUACAGAAAACACAAAAUUUGAAGCCUUAGUUCCACACAAAUCUACUUAAUAUUGUUAACUUACAGUACUUACAAUCUUUCAUUUUUUUUUUUAUCACCUAAAGUCGACAAUAUAAGCUGGUCUGCUGACUUAGAUUUACAAUUGUUAAGAAUAAAGUUUUAUAUUCUUGGAAAUAUUUAACAAAAUAAAUUUCAACUUUUCAAUAAAAAAAGCA